This is a messenger RNA of Lathyrus oleraceus (garden pea), 1017 nucleotides long. RefSeq names its product amino acid permease 5. The record is from RefSeq and is a predicted model, not a curated record. The coding region runs from base 137 to 451 and encodes 104 amino acids. NCBI's taxonomy places the organism in Eukaryota, Viridiplantae, Streptophyta, Magnoliopsida, Fabales, Fabaceae. The transcript has 4 exons.
UUUUUCUCUCACUAUCAACAUUCAUUCCCACUAUUUAUAUAUGAGAAGCCAGUAAAACCAUACACAACCAAAAGCCCUUCUUCCUUGUUAUUAAUCCAUAACUACUUCCUCUCUACCUUAUUUUUUUCAAGAAACUAUGACGAGUUCCAUCAACAGUCUGCAUUUUUUUAUUCUAAUUCUAGGCAUUGCUUUUACAUUUAUUCAAGUUCAUCAUGUAGAUAAACAAUGGUGGUUUUCAGUUUUAGCAACUAUAAUGUCAUUGAUAUACUCAACCAUUGGUCUAGGCCUUGGUGUGAGUAAAAUUGUUGAAAAUAAAGGGAUUUUCAAAGGAAGUAUAAGCCUAAAGUUUUGGAGAAUCUUCGCUGAUAUUGGGAACAUAGCAUUUGGAUACACACUUCAUGAUUAUUGUUGUAAUUCAGGACAAAGUCAAUUUUCCUCAACCAGAAUCUAAAGCAGUAAAGGUGGCUACUUUGAUCAGUGUAAUUGCUACAACAAUUUUCUACCUUUUAUGUGGAUGUGUUACGAUUUCAACCCCAACAACAAUUGUGACUCCAUUGAAAAUCAAGCGCUUCAGAAUUGUUUGGAGAACAAGCUUUGUGAUAAUGACAACAUUAAUAUCAAUUCUCUUCCCAUUCUUCAAUGAUAUCAAAAUUCAUUUUUUUCAAAAUUCAAAGGCCAAAAUACCAUUGCUCCAAUGUGUCCUGAAAUGUUAUUAUAGCUGCUAAAACUGAAAACCACCAUUGUUUAUCUAACUGAUGUUGCAACUAAAGAUAAUUGCAGGGGCCAUCACCGAGAAUUUUGGAUACAGAUCCUCUCCUGCCCCUCUCUCGUGUUUUUCAUACUACUUCAAUUUUAAUCAUCUAUGCAGUAAUUAAUAUUAAUUAUUUUUUAUAUUUAACCAAAAUGAGUGGUUGAGAUGGACUCAACCACCACAGAGAAUCCAAGUCCAAGAAUUUAAGUGACAGGUCGAAUUAUGAAUUUGAUGUACUUUUUCUUAUUUCAUAAUUUCUUUUACCA